AUGGAUAGAGUUAGAGUCAUUAAUCGAAGGCGAACCACCCUUAAGAAACAAGUCACGCAACUUGCGAAUAACGUCGCGUCGGGUCAGUUCAACAAAUUAAUUCUUAAGUCACGAUUGGCGCGAGUGACCGAUAUGUUGACCGCGUACGAAGAAUUAAACGAUGAGCUCGCGCUCAUUGAUCCUGAUAACGACCGAUUAGAUGAAAUCCUAGGUAUUCAAGAUCAAUAUUAUAUAUGUGCGGGUACAAUUGAAGGGAUGGAGGAUGCCGGUACUUCGGUAGCGCGACAGAACGAAACACUCGGUAAUACGGGAUUAAAUUCAACGUUGGCAGAAACGCGUCGUACCAUGAAACUUCCGGUUACGGAAUUGCCAAAAUUCGAUGGGAGUUUAGACAAAUGGCUUUCGUUUAGGAAUACGUUUGUGACCAUGGUCAACGCGCGGACCGAUAUCACGGAUUUAGAAAGAUUUAUAUAUUUAAAAAACUCUCUAAGAGGCGAAGCGUUAAGUAAAAUCAUUAUGCUCGACGCAAGCGAGGAAAACUAUCAGAGCGCGUGGCAGCUACUCGUCGAGUCGUAUGAUAAGCGACGGUUGCUAAUUUCGAGACACGUGAAUGCCAUUCUUGAUAUGGAAAGUUUAACUAAAGCCACUACGUCCGGGCUUACGAAAUUAGUCGACGUUGUACGCCAACAUUUAAGCAUGUUAAAAACAUUAGAGAUAAUUCCCGAUCCCACCAUGGUUAUCUGUGUGCUGGAGAAGUUGCUUCCCAACGACCUUCGUCAGAAAUGGGAAGAGUCGCUGGACGAGAACGUUUUCCCCAGCCUAGAAAAGUUCUAUAAAUUCGUGAGCACGGCUUCGAACUCAUUGCGUCAUCUAGAAGAAGCCAGCGGUCGCGGUCGGGAGAAAAUCGAGAGUCAAUCCGGAAAUAAACGUCGAUCCGAUCGGGAACCACGCGCGGCGAAAACUCGCAAGAUCGAGGCGAGUGCGCGGACAUUAGUUACCGCGACUACAAAGUCUUGUUUUUGUUGCAAACAAAAUCAUAGUAUUUAUAAAUGUCCGACGUUUCAAAAAAUGACUACGUCCCAGCGGUGGGAUGUCGUGAAACGGAAACAAUUAUGCCGAAAUUGCCUUCGUCCGCACGCCGGAGAGUGCAAAGGGCCGCGUUGUAAACUUUGCGGGCGGUUUCAUAACGCAUUAUUACACGGGUUCGCGAAUCAACAGUCCUCCGCCGGACCAUCAACGUCUCAAGCGAAACCGGAGAACGAGACGACCGAUCAAACGAAAUCAUCGUGA
This is a messenger RNA of Osmia bicornis bicornis, 1290 nucleotides long. RefSeq lists its product as uncharacterized. The record is from RefSeq and is a predicted model, not a curated record. The transcript has a single exon. The coding region runs from base 1 to 1290 and encodes 429 amino acids. Lineage: Eukaryota; Metazoa; Arthropoda; Insecta; Hymenoptera; Megachilidae.